Pundamilia nyererei is the source of this 3723-nucleotide messenger RNA. It is a transcript of the gene ube2z, whose product is annotated as ubiquitin-conjugating enzyme E2Z. Gene Ontology annotation, biological process: negative regulation of apoptotic process. The transcript has 7 exons. Lineage: Eukaryota; Metazoa; Chordata; Actinopteri; Cichliformes; Cichlidae. The record is from RefSeq and is a predicted model, not a curated record. Bases 478 to 1689 code for a protein of 403 amino acids. Gene Ontology annotation, molecular function: cysteine-type endopeptidase inhibitor activity. Gene Ontology annotation, cellular component: nucleus.
AUUAUUGUUUUCAGGAAUUUUACUUUGAAAACGUUUGCCCGGAUGUGCCGUGGCUUUAUUAUUUCCGUGUUCUUAACUGGUGACAAAUACAAGCUCCUAAAGUUGCGAUGGUAAAAGACUAGUAGGGAUAUGGUUGGUAAUAAACCAAAUGUUCUGGGGAUUUAAUGGUUUGAACCAGUAUCCAGAGGGCAGUGGUAACCGUAACACUGUGACGUGGCAAUUUUGCUGAAGACCGAGCAGUUUUUUGGAGGCCUGGGGGUAAAGCUAACAGUCAAGCUAACGAUAAAUAUCCAUUAUGUCUUGGGAAGAAUUGCCUUGCUUUCUGGCCUCGCCUCUGCCCGGUUUCUUUGCUGUCUGAUCUGCGUUGGGCAACAAAGGAAGCAGGUAACUUGAAACUCUACUGUCAAUGCUGCGCGGGAGAAAAAUAUAAAUUACUCAACACCAACGGGUUUACUGUAGCUUGUUAGCUUGUGGGCCAUGGCGGACAGCUUUGGAGAUGAGUCCAGCAGCAGUGCCCUAGGCUUAGACGUUACUACGGGACAGGGGAGCGGAGCCUCACAGCUUCCGAUUUUGUCUAACUCUCUGCCGGUGGGAAUGUCGGCAACUGGCGGUGUGCACUCCAGCUCCAACCCGACCUCUCCGCCUCUUGCUGUCGCCGCGCAGAGUGGCCUAACAGCUGUGGUGGCCCCUAUGUCCGCUGUCACUGCUACCCCGGUCAGUUUUGGGAACACAUUGACUCCCGGCUCUUCACCACCAGUCGUGGCCGUGUCUCCCACAUUGCAUGCCUCCUCGCCUCUCCCCGGUGUUGGGCUAGGGGCGGCAGGAGCGGGCCUCCUAUCUCAAAUCAAUGCCACUUCCUGGGACCCAACUCUUAGCACGGAUUGGGACAACGAAAAAGCUUCCCAGCAGUGCAUCCUGAGGAUAAAGAGGGAUAUCAUGUCCAUCUACAAGGAACCUCCACCAGGGAUGUUCGUGGUCCCUGAUCCUCAGGACAUGACCAAGAUCCAUGCCCUGAUCACAGGGCCAUUUGACACGCCAUAUGAGGGUGGCUUCUUCCUCUUCCUGUUCCGCUGUCCCCCUGACUAUCCAAUUCAUCCACCACGGGUCAAGCUCAUCACCACUGGGCACAACACUGUCCGUUUCAAUCCCAACUUCUACCGCAAUGGCAAAGUAUGCCUCAGCAUCCUGGGGACAUGGACAGGGCCGGCAUGGAGUCCAGCUCAGAGUAUCUCAUCUGUGCUCAUCUCAAUCCAGUCUCUGAUGACGGAGAACCCCUAUCACAAUGAACCUGGCUUUGAACAGGAGCGUCACCCAGGGGACAGUAAGAAUUACAAUGAGUGCAUCCGCCAUGAAACCAUGAGAGUGGCUGUGUGUGACAUGCUGGAGGGAAAAGUUCUUUGUCCUGAAGCUUUGUUGAGUGUGAUGGAGAAGUCCUUCCUUGAAUACUAUGAUUUCUACGAGGGCGUUUGCAAAGAGAGAUUGCAUCUGCAGGGGCAGAACAUGCAGGACCCAUUUGGGGAGAAGCGUGGCCGUUUUGACUACCAGGGCUUGUUGGCUCGUCUCGGCGCAACCCACAGACGACUGCGAGAGAAAAACCUGGCAGAGGAUAACCACAAUGACAACGACUCGGACUCAGACACCAGCUCUUCAGGGACAGACCCCGACAGUCAGGGCAGCUCACAGCCCUGACUUCUUGGACAGUGCUAGACUUAUAGCCGAAAACUAAAGACAAGAGAACUGUUUUUUUGUGUAUCUUUUUUUCUUUUGCUGCAUCGGAGCAACAUCACGGAAGACGAUGUGAGUCUUUCUUGGGAAUACGAUUGGAAUCGAGUAUCUAUUGUAUAAAUAAUACAGAAAACUAAAGAAGAGGUGGUUCCUUUUUGCUGAAAAUAAUAAAAAACAAACAAACAAAAAAACAGCAAUCUGCAAGCCAAGUGCUGGAAAGCUUGACCUGCAGCUUUGGAUUUGUGCUACUUGUAGCUAGCCAGUUACCAUUUUGAUCUGCGACUCUAAAAGCUCAAUUUGACAUUCUGGAUACUUGUGAAAAGAAAAGGUUAUAGUGACGGCUUGAACCUUCUAUGAUGUUCCACUUUGAUCCCCAAGCACAAACAUGUUUUCUAUCUUUUCCACACCAAUGAAAUACUGUCUGUUAGGGACCUGUGAAGAGGAGGCCUGAAGCUUGGAGCUGGUUUAAGCAAAAUCAAAGGACCUUAUCCUGGGAAUGUCAGGAUGAUCGGCCUGAUUUGGUUGAAGCAGGGUAAGAUCAAAGAAGGUGCUCCCCGUCUUUGAUUUCAAGAGGGAAGGCAAAGUUAUCCUGUGUAACGCGGAAGAUGGAGAAAGUGACUGCAGUGGAUUUGUGAGUCAGUGCCUUGUCUCCUCUAAGUGUAAAGCCAUGCCAGACCUCUUCCAGACUUAACAUCAAUUGUUUCUUCAGUCAGGCCACAAAAACAAAAAAAAAUAAAAAUAAAAAUUCAGCAGCUCUGGAUUUCUACAAUAUUUCUUGUGUAUUAGCCUCUACAAAAUGUUCUGUUUAGCUUUCAGCUCUAAUUGUCCUGUUGAAUUGGUGCUUAGAGAAGGAGACAUUUUAAUUUCAUUAACAUCAUUAUGCCUUUUUGUUAUUUUUCUUUGCUGUAAUCAGACAUCAGACUAACAAUACCUUAAAAUAUGUACGAUGCAUUAUUUGUAAUCCUAGCUGGGGUUUGGGUUUUUUUGUUUUUAAUCAGUCAAUUUUUCAAACCAAAUUGUCUCACACUUUCACUAGAUUAACUUUAAUUCAGGGAAAUUAAUGGAAGGAAUACAAAACUCUGUUCUUGUAUGGACAGUGAAUUAACCCAACCAGUUUGUUCUUCUCAGGCUUUUUCUAUGCUUUGGUAGUUGUUUCUCCAUCAUCCAACCCUUGAAGGUAGCUGUCGCAGUAAACUAAUAUUCAUUUGUUAUUUCAGGUUUCUGCUUUUCACCAAUAAAUGACAGUCACGGCACCAUUGGAGUUACACAAUCACAAGGUACUAAAGUGACAGGUGUUGCUGCUUAUGCUCUGAACUCAACGAGAGGGUUUUCUCUUGGGGAAACAAAGGGGCACAGAGAGAGGAGGAAAAUGCUUGGUUGACAUGCUGAGAUUUUUCCUUCUGUCUUUAUACAAUACUCAUAUUUGCACUGAAAGAAAUGUGUGUGUGGUGGCGGAAAAGCCUUCAUUUCAGGACAUCAUUAGGUCAAUGUAAUGAUGCUUCAGAUGAGCACCUUCAUCCUGGUAAACAGUUUAUUGGUGUUUUUCUGUAGGCCAUGUUUGUAUCAGGACUUAGACCCACAUUACAACUUGGCAAGAAAACAAACUAUUGUAACAUUAACGAUACCCAGUUGUUUUUCACUUCAAUGACUGCAGCUUGUAAUAGCUUCAGUUUAAUUCUUUAAGAUCUGCUCUGAAGAAGAGGAAUGAUAUUGAUAUCCUUUGUCAUUGUGCCUGCAGCAUAUAAGUUGAUGGCACUAAAAAAAAUAAAAUGCGAUUUUUGAAAGUUCUUUAAGUUGAAUGAGAAGGUGCAUUGUGCUCUUAAGCUGUCCCAUGAGUAAACUUGUGAAGUUGUUUUUCUGACUGUGCUAAAUGUGUACUUUUACAUCAACACGAUUGCUACAAAGAUGCUGUUUCAUUUCAUUGCUCAAAUUCUUACCAAAACCUUUCCUUUGAUAGCCAUUUCCAUUGUUCAAUAAAGCAAUAUUUGCUUUAAUCAA